GGCCAUGGGGCGGGCGGAGGCGUCGGAGUCCCGCUUCCCCUGCGCCCUUCCACGCCCGGCGGUGCUCAGCCCGCGGCUACCUGCGCCCCGCCCCUGCCGGCCGCGCCCGAGCCCAGCGCCGCGAGCCUCUCCCCGGCUGACUGGCUCCUGGCCCCGGAAGCGGGAGCGUUCACUUCUCUGCGAGGGGCUCCGUCUCCGCGGACAGAACGCGCGCCCCCUGGCCAGGCCCGCGAGGGGCUCCCGGCGUGGUCCCCGAGCGUUUCCCGCCGGGUGGAGCGGGCCGAGCCCGGCAGGAUGACCAGCCCCGCGGCCGCGCAAAGCCGGGAGAUCGACUGUUUGAGCCCGGAAGCUCAGAGGCUGGCAGAGGCCCGGCUCGCUGCAAAACGGGCGGCCCGCGCGGAGGCUCGUGAGAUCCGCAUGAAGGAGCUGGAGCGGCAGCAGAAGGAGAUCUAUCAGGUCCAAAAGAAAUAUUAUGGGCUGGAUACAAAAUGGGGUGACAUCGAGCAGUGGAUGGAAGACAGUGAGCGCUACUCUCGUAGAUCCAGAAGAAACACAUCGGCUUCUGAUGAAGACGAGCGCUUGUCAGUGGGUAGUCGUGGAAGCCUGAGGUCGCAGCCUGACUUGGAGUAUGGGGGUCCCUACGCCUGGACAAAUGGUUAUGAUGGAGAAUUGUAUGGAUCACAGUCCCUGAAUAGAAGAUCUGGCAGGAAUUCCAGCUACAGCGGUGACAGCAGAUUCUCUACUUUGUCAUCAUCCAGGGAGGAGAAGUUGGGACUCUCCCGCACCAACCUUGGGCUUCGCGGCGGUGGCUUGGCUCCCACACCCCUCUCUGCCCCAAAUGGAAACUGGCCCUCCUGUCUGUACAGCGCUGCCCGGCCUUCGGGAAGUUACCGGGCAUCUGUGUUGGAUGAAGGCAGCUUCGGUGGGGCCCGACGGGGCAGCACCAGUGGCUCCCGUGCUCCCUCGGAGUACAGCGGCCACCUCAACUCCAGCUCCCGCGCCUCCUCCAGGGCCAGCUCGGCCCGGGCCAGCCCUGUGGUAGAAGACAGACCAGAAAAAGAUUUUACUGAGAAGGGGUCUCGUAACAUGCCAGGCCUGUCUGCAGCCACGCUGGCCUCUCUGGGUGGGACUUCCUCUCGGAGAGGCAGCGGAGACACCUCCAUCUCCAUCGACACCGAGGCGUCCAUCAGGGAAAUCAAGGAACUCAACGAGUUAAAGGACCAGAUUCAGGAUGUAGAAGGCAAAUACAUGCAGGGGUUGAAAGAGAUGAAGGACUCUCUAGCAGAAGUUGAAGAGAAAUACAAGAAGGCUAUGGUUUCCAAUGCUCAGCUAGACAAUGAAAAGACGAACUUCAUGUACCAGGUUGAUACCCUAAAAGAUAUGUUGCUGGAGCUUGAAGAACAGCUGGCUGAAUCUAGGCGGCAAUACGAAGAGAAAAACAAAGAAUUUGAAAGGGAAAAACACGCCCACAGUAUACUGCAAUUUCAGUUUGCGGAAGUCAAGGAGGCCCUGAAGCAAAGAGAGGAAAUGCUCGAGGAAAUCCGACAGCUACAGCAGAAACAGGCGAGUUCUAUCAGGGAGAUUUCUGAUCUUCAGGAAACAAUAGAGUGGAAAGACAAAAAGAUAGGGGCGUUAGAGAGGCAGAAAGAGUUCUUUGAUUCCGUAAGGAGUGAACGGGAUGAUCUUAGAGAAGAAGUAGUCAUGCUGAAAGAGGAAUUAAAGAAACACGGAAUAAUCCUAAAUUCAGAAAUAGCUACCAAUGGAGAGACUUCCGACACUCUCAAUAAUGUUGGGUACCAAGGUCCUACCAAGAUGACGAAAGAAGAGUUAAAUGCCCUCAAGUCGACAGGGGAUGGGACCCUAGGAAGAGCCAGUGAAGUGGAGGUGAAAAAUGAAAUCGUGGCGAAUGUGGGGAAAAGAGAAAUCUUGCACAAUACUGAGAAAGAACAACACACAGAGGACACAGUGAAAGAUUGUGUGGACAUAGAGGUAUUCCCUGCUGGAGAGAAUACCGAGGACCAGAAAUCCUCUGAAGACACUGCCCCAUUCCUAGGAACCUUAGCAGGUGCUACAUAUGAGGAACAAGUUCAAAACCAAAUUCUAGAGAGCACUUCUCUCCCUGAAAACACAGCACAGGCUGAGUCAGAUGAGGUCAUGGGUGCACCAGAUGACAGGACCAGAACUCCCCUUGAGCCAUCCAGCUGUUGGAAUGACUUAGAUGGUGGGAACCACACAGGGAAUGUGGGAGAGGCAGCGGCGACUCAGGUUGGAGAGCAGGCAGGCACAGUGGCCUCAUGUCCUUUAGGGCAUAGUGAUGACACAGUUUAUCAUGAUGACAAAUGUACGGUAGAGGUCCCCCAAGAGUUAGAGACAAGCACAGGGCAUAGUUUAGAGAAAGAAUUCACCAACCAGGAAGCAGCUGAGCCCAAGGAGGUUCCAGUGCAGAGUACAGAAGUAGGUAGGGAUCACAACGAAGAAGAGGGUGAAGAAACAGUAUUAAGGGAUGAGAAACCAAUCAAGACAGAAGUUCCUGGUUCUCCAGCAGGAACUGAGAGCAAUGGUCAGGAAGCGACAGGUCCGAGUACAGUAGACACUCAAAGUGAAUCCUUAGAUAUGAAAGAGCCUGAGGAAGAAAAGAAUGACCAACAGGGAGAGGCAUUGGACUCAUCGCAGAAGAAGACAAAGAACAAGAAAAAGAAAAACAAGAAGAAAAAAUCCCCAGUACCUGUAGAAACCCUUAAAGAUGUUAAAAAAGAGUUAACUUAUCAGAACACAGAUUUAAGUGAAAUUAAGGAAGAAGAGCAGGUAAAGUCUACUGACAGAAAGUCCGCAGUGGAAGCCCAAAACGAGGCGCCUGAAAAUCCAAAACAGAAAAUUGCGGCAGAAAGCAGUGAAAAUGCUGAUUGUCCGGAGAAUCCUAAAAUUAAGUUGGCUGGAAAACUUGACCAAGAAGGCGAUGAUGUAAAAACAGCAGCUGAGGUGGUACUAGCUGAUGGAGACACAUUAGAUUUUGAGGAUGACACAGUUCAAUCAUUAGGCCCGAGGGCUGGUGGUGAAGAAUUAGAUGACAGUGUUGCAAAAGAUAAUGCUAAAACAGAUGGUGCCACUCAAAGCAGUCCCCUAGAAGCAGAGAGCGAAGACGCAGAUAGCUGCGCCCUGCCCGAAAAUGAAAGUCCCUCACAGGACAUUAGCGAUGCCUGUGAAGCAGAAAGUACAGAGAGGUGUGGGAUGUCAGAACAUCCAAGUCAGACUGUGAGGAAAGCUUUAGACAGCAGUAGCCUAGAAAAUGAUGACUUGUCGGCACCGGGAGGAGAGCCGGGGGACUUCAAUCCAGAAAGCAGAGAAGAUACCAGAGGAGGGAAUGAGAAGGGCAAAAGCAAAGAAGACUGUACCAUGUCCUAAGCUGAGGCAGGCGGCAGGUGUGGUGCCCAGGAAGUCUGAGUGUGAGGGGCUCUUUUCUCCACUGCCAAUGUAAGUAGAAUGUUAUAAAUUCAUAGAGGUGCACUGUAUGCCAAUCACCAGGUGAUCUGCUUUAAGUUAUAGACUGUUACUUGUAGAUUUCCAUGUAAUCAUUGAGGUUAUCACCCAGAUUAGAAAGACAUAUUUGUUAUCAGUGUAUGUUCUAAUUGAGAGCAUUCCAGUAGUAUCAAACAAUAAUGUCUACUGUUUAUAGUCCACUUAAUAAAAAUAGAAGCAUUUACCAUUUGCCUUAGGCUGAUAGGAAUGUGGAUAUUCUUGACCAAAUAUAUCAGCAUCUAGUUGAAAUGACCAAAUAGCAUUCUUAGACUUAUGUAUUAUGAAUAUAAUUGAUAUUUAAAUUAAUGUCUUGUUCACAUAUGUGUAUUUUCAUAUUUGAUUUUUAAAUGUACAUUAUAACCUGUAUGGUAUUUUAUUUAAAGGGGAUAAACAGCCAAAUAGCAAAUAGGUCACUGAAUGAUAAGAUUUGCACCUUAGAACAAUAGUCAUUUUAAGGAUAACAAGUAAACGUCUGAAAGCACGAGGGGCUUUGCUGGCCUUCACCUCAUAGAAGUCUUUGAUCUUGAACCAAUGCUUUUGGAUCUCAUUGUUGAUAUACCUGAAUUUACUCUGUAGGAGAUUUUAACUUCACUUCAUGCUGAUGAUGUAUCAAUUUCAUUUUAUAGAAAGAUUUAAAGUUUUUUUCUGGUAGUGAUAUAUGUCAAAUUACAUUUCCUACUACUGCAGUAUUUGAGCAGGGACAGUCAUUUUUUAAAUGUUUUUGGCUGGGCGCGGUGGCUCACGCCUGUAAUCUCAGCACGUUGGGAGGCCGAGGCGGGUGGAUCACCUGAGGUCAGGAGUUUGAGGCCAGCCUGGCCAACAUGGUGAAACCCUGUCUGUACUAAAAAUACAAAAAAUUGGCCAGGCGUGGUGGUGGGUGCCUGUAAUCCCCGCCAUUCUGGAGGCUGAGGCCGGAGAAUCGCUUGAACCCGCGAGGCAGAAAUUGCAGUGAGCCGAGAUCAAGCCGUUGUACUCCAGCCUGGACAACAAGAGCGAAACUCUGUCUAAAAAAAAAAAAACACAAAACAAUGUUUUCACGCCUGUAACCCUAGCACAUUGGGAAGCCAAGAUGGGAGGAUCACUUGAGGCCAGGAGUUCAAGGCUGCAGUGAGCUAUGAUGCACCACUGUACUCUAGCCUGGGAGACAGAGUGAGACCCUGUCUCUUAAAAAAAAAAAAAAAAAAAAGAGAUUUUGAACCUUAAAAUUACUUCUCUUUGUUUGAAUUUCUAAUCAUCAUUCAAAAGAGCAGUAAAAAAGGUUACUUGUUCUUGUACAAACUACUAAUUAGACUAUAGUAGAAUAUUUUAAAGAGCUGAAUCACUUUUGGUAUUUUGGUAUAAAUAUUUUCAUUUGUUAUGUCCCAGUGUAUUCUUAUUGGAAAAUUUGUGUUUUGAUCUGCCUGAAGAAAAUAUCUGUUUUCUAUAUAAAGAAACAUUUAAAAAAUAAUUGUAAAGUUAGAUUUAAAAUUGUAAAAUAUAAAAUCACAAAGGAAUGUACCUUAUGAAUGUUGACAUUUUAUGAAAUUAUGUGGAUUCAUAUUACUGUUACAAGAUAGAAUUUAAUGCAAAAAGACCAAAACCUCAAUAAAAUUUGAGGAAAACGUAAGUGUUAUUAUGUAACUGAAAUAAAAACAUUUUAUAAUUGUACAA
Messenger RNA from Cercocebus atys (sooty mangabey), 5166 nucleotides. RefSeq names its product leucine rich repeat (in FLII) interacting protein 1 (gene LRRFIP1). The coding region runs from base 295 to 3402 and encodes 1035 amino acids. The record is from RefSeq and is a predicted model, not a curated record. The transcript has 22 exons. Gene Ontology annotation, biological process: regulation of transcription by RNA polymerase II. Lineage: Eukaryota; Metazoa; Chordata; Mammalia; Primates; Cercopithecidae. Gene Ontology annotation, molecular function: RNA polymerase II cis-regulatory region sequence-specific DNA binding; DNA-binding transcription factor activity, RNA polymerase II-specific.